GCUCAAAGCUCAUCCGGGUCAGAAGUCGUCAGCAUGGACACGGGAGAUGUGCUCGCAUCUCUGGGUGUAGAGGGAGCCACCGCGGCUGCGCAUGCGCUCUCUCUUCCAGCUGAGGCCUAUGGAAAUGAUGCCCAAUUAGAGGUAAUGUGGGCUAUGAAAGCCUACAAUCAUGCUGAAGUUUACUUCAACCUUAUUUCAUCAGUUGAUCCUAAAUUUCUAAAACUAACUAAAUCGGAUGAGGAGAUUUAUACUAAAUUUCGGGAAGCUUUUCCUGACCUCAAUAUUCAACUAUUGGACCCGGAGCUGUUGAAGUCAGCAGAGGCUAAAGAGAACUGGAGACCCUUUUGUAACCAGUUUGAAGGGAUUGUUGAGGAUUUCAACUAUGGUACACUACUACGUCUAGACUGUCAAAAGGACUACACUGAAGAGAACACAAUAUUUGCAACCAGAAUCCAGUUUUACGCCAUUGAGAUUGCCAGAAACAGAGAAGGCUACAAUGACUUUGUGCACAAUGCCAAUUCAAAAACCAAACAACUGAAAAAAGACAAAAGUUAAUCGUGACUGCAUGAUCUUUAAAGUGGCCUUCUAGGUCUCGAGGAGACUUUCAACACAUCAAGUUCAACAAUGGAGGAAUACCUUUAGAAAUUCCUGAGAUGAAAAGCUGAAACGUUUUUCUGUGUAAUCGUAUUUAAAAAAAGGCUUUUCAGUUGUAUUCAAGAGCAGGACGGUGGAUAAUUUAAGUGAAUUAUCAACUAACGUCUGGCAACAUUUUGUUUUUGUAAUAAAUCCAGUUUUUCCCUCUUGAAAAUGAAAUGGCUUGUUUGGUUAGUAACUGUACGGACAAACUCAACGUAACAGCAUUUACAAUUUUUCCAACUAAGACAAGAUAUUUACAAAAAAUUAAAGAGCCUUUUUCAUGUUACAUGUUGUAUUGAAUUGCACAAAAAUAAGUUGGUAAGAAACUCAUGGUCUUCUCACUUGAUCACAGUUUUCAGUUUUGGAGAGAUUCAUUUACUUUCUUUUUUCAUCAGGUGAACAAUCAUUGUUAUUUAACAACAGUGCAAUCCAUCGAGUGUGCCAUACUUUUGCUUUUAACAGCUUGUUUUUUAAUCCUGUCGAAAAUAAAAUGGACCCCCUAUCUAAA
This is a messenger RNA of Danio aesculapii, 1144 nucleotides long. It is a transcript of the gene pbdc1, whose product is annotated as polysaccharide biosynthesis domain containing 1. The coding region runs from base 34 to 555 and encodes 173 amino acids. The record is from RefSeq and is a predicted model, not a curated record. The transcript has 6 exons. NCBI's taxonomy places the organism in Eukaryota, Metazoa, Chordata, Actinopteri, Cypriniformes, Danionidae. Gene Ontology annotation, cellular component: cytoplasm.